GCGGCGCAUAAAAGGCUCGGGCGGCCCAGGGUGCACCUGACGCAGAGAACGUGAGUCCGCGCUUCUGCCUGUCCGUACGUCUGGCCCUAGCCCACGCAGCUUUUAGAGAUGGCCUCCGGCAACGCACACAUCGGAAAGCCCGCCCCCAACUUCCAGGCCACUGCCGUAGUGGACGGCGCCUUCAAGGAGGUGAAGCUCUCGGACUACAGAGGGAAGUACGUGGUGCUCUUUUUCUACCCCCUGGACUUCACCUUCGUGUGCCCCACGGAGAUCAUUGCUUUCAGCGAGCACGCCGAUGACUUCCGAAAGCUGGGCUGCGAGGUGCUGGGAGUCUCCGUGGACUCUCAGUUCACCCACCUGGCUUGGAUCAACACUCCCCGGAAGGAGGGAGGCUUGGGUCCCCUGAACAUCCCCCUGCUGGCUGAUGUGACCAGAAGCUUGUCCCAUGACUAUGGUGUGCUGAAGGAAGAUGAAGGCAUCGCUUACAGGGGCCUCUUUAUCAUCGAUGGCAAGGGUGUCCUUCGUCAGAUCACGGUCAAUGACUUGCCUGUGGGGCGCUCCGUGGACGAGGCUCUGAGGCUGGUCCAGGCUUUCCAGUACACGGAUGAGCAUGGGGAAGUGUGUCCCGCUGGCUGGAAGCCAGGCAGCGACACAAUCAAGCCCAAUGUGGACGACAGCAAGGAAUACUUCUCCAAGCACAACUAGACCUGCUGACGGGACAAGUUUGGGUCUUCUCUUCCCACCUGUGCUGACCCAGGAAAGGCCAGCCUACCCCCUUGAAACUCCCUCAUCUGGGACCUUGGAGGACUUGGCUGAGGUCUUCUCAUGGCCCUGGUAGCUAAUGAUUGGUGGCCCCACCCUCCCUUUCCAGAUGUCCACCCACCGGGGUACGGGACUAAGGUGACCAAUAAAGUAUUAGGAACAGG
This is a messenger RNA of Echinops telfairi (small Madagascar hedgehog), 926 nucleotides long. It is a transcript of the gene PRDX2, whose product is annotated as peroxiredoxin 2. Gene Ontology annotation, biological process: cell redox homeostasis; removal of superoxide radicals; response to oxidative stress. The transcript is spliced from 6 exons. Gene Ontology annotation, cellular component: cytosol. The record is from RefSeq and is a predicted model, not a curated record. Gene Ontology annotation, molecular function: thioredoxin peroxidase activity. The coding region runs from base 109 to 705 and encodes 198 amino acids. NCBI's taxonomy places the organism in Eukaryota, Metazoa, Chordata, Mammalia, Afrosoricida, Tenrecidae.